UUAAACAACAAGGUGAUGUUAAUCUUGAUAAUGUAGAUGGAGUUUUCAGUUUCCGUUGCAGAGAUUUUAAAUACCUUGAUUCUACCCUUGGUAAAGGAGGAAAAGAUGAUAAAAUUUUAGUAAUCACAGCCGAGCCGGAGGGUGAGUUCUUUUUUCAUAUUCUUAGUAUUGAGGAACAUCCUCAAAAAAAAGAAAUAGUUAUUAAAAUUAAGAAUGGAAAAUUUUUUCCGGAUGAGGAUUCGUUUGGUCCCACAGUUUCUCAAAUAAAAAUGAAAACUGAACAUGUCAAUGGUAUUUCAAAAGUUAAAGACAACGAAUACAAAAUAAGAAUCAAGAAAGGGCUGGAAAUAAAAGAAAUUUCCAACGACAAUAACAACGUAGAAAAUAACGACAAUAACAACGUAGAAAAUAACGACAAUAACAAC
This is a messenger RNA of Entrophospora candida, 425 nucleotides long. The record is from the annotation of a GenBank genome assembly. NCBI's taxonomy places the organism in Eukaryota, Fungi, Glomeromycota, Glomeromycetes, Entrophosporales, Entrophosporaceae.